Molecule: messenger RNA, 1644 nt
Organism: Syzygium oleosum
Lineage: Eukaryota; Viridiplantae; Streptophyta; Magnoliopsida; Myrtales; Myrtaceae
Exons: 11
Coding region: 126-1313 (395 amino acids)
Molecular function (GO): ATP hydrolysis activity; ATP binding
Source: RefSeq, a predicted model, not a curated record
CAGUAGAGAGAGAGAGAGAGAGAGAGAGAAGAGAGAGAGAGAGAGAGAGAGAGAGAGAGAGAGCUCGCUGCUGCAGCAGAUUUCUCUUUCCUCCUCUCUCUUCUCCCAUUCCACAACCUCCGGCCAUGGCGGACGAAGCUUCCCGCGGUCCCUGGUCCUUCCUGUUUGCGAAGAAGAAGGAGUCGCAAGACGGUCAGAUUGACGACAAGAAAGCCGUGUCCAAUGGGAAUCAUGCGAACGGCGCGCCGAAUGGUAAUGGAUGUGUCAAGAGAUCGGCCGAUUUGGCGAUCUAUGAGCAGUACCAGAGCCAGGGUGGAAACUCUCUGCACUCAAACGGGGCCCCCGCGAGCAGAGUCGCUGAGAGGCCGCAAAAGCCUCUAUUUCCUCCCUUUGAAUCGCCAGAAAUGCUCAGUUUGGCCGAGAGUUUGACCAGGGAUAUCAUUCGUGGGAGCCCAGAUGUUACAUGGGAGAGCAUCAAAGGCCUAGAAAAUGCAAAACGCUUACUCAAAGAAGCAGUUGUCAUGCCAAUUAAAUAUCCCAAGUACUUCACUGGUCUUCUAUCACCAUGGAAGGGUAUUCUCCUGUUUGGUCCUCCUGGGACGGGGAAGACUAUGCUUGCAAAGGCCAUUGCAACUGAAUGCAAUACUACUUUUUUUAACAUAUCUGCAUCAUCAGUUGUCAGCAAAUGGCGCGGUGAUUCGGAGAAGUUGGUGAGAGUCCUAUUUGACCUUGCUAGGCACCAUGCACCAUCAACAAUAUUUCUUGAUGAAAUUGAUGCGAUCAUUAGUCACCGUGGUGAGGCACGUAGUGAGCAUGAAGCUAGUAGGCGUUUGAAGACUGAGCUACUUAUUCAGAUGGAUGGUUUGACGCGGACAAAUGAGCUUGUGUUCGUAUUGGCGGCAACUAACCUCCCCUGGGAGUUGGAUGCAGCCAUGCUCCGUCGUCUUGAAAAGCGAAUCCUUGUGCCACUUCCAGAACCUGAAGCAAGAAGAGCCAUGUUUGAGGAGUUACUACCCCAAGUACCUGGUGAGGAGGCACUUCCAUAUGAUUUAUUGGUCGAAAGAACUGAAGGAUAUUCCGGUUCAGACAUUAGGUUAGUAUCCAAGGAGGCUGCUAUGCAACCACUAAGAAGGUUAAUGGCACUUCUUGAGGACCGACAGGAAGUGGUGCCAGAGGAAGAGCUACCGAAUAUGGGACCAAUUAGACCUCAAGAUAUGGAGGUGGCUUUGAAGAACACGAGGCCAUCAGCUCAUCUCCAUGCCCAUCUCUACGAUAAGUUCAAUGAUGAUUAUGGUAGUCAAAUACUCCAAUGAAGGCACCAAGCAUCUUCCUGAUUUCAACAUUCAUGUGUUCUAAAUCCAGCAGAUUUGCAACAUCAGUUGAUUUGAUUCUUCUUCUUUCCAGCUGAAAAUUUAUGAUUUCCUUGGCUGCGAUAGACUUGUGUACUAUGGCUUUCUAAUUUCUGUUGUUAUUUCUAGGAAUAGUAGCUUUAUUGAACUCGUAAUUAUAGAUGGUCGUGAAACUCUUUGUAUAACGUUUCUAAAUUCGUGCGACAAUUGUGUAGGUGAUAAAUCAUUGACAUUGACAACAUUGUGAAUGUCAUUAGCCCAAUUUCAUAGGAGGGACAAACUUUCUGAUUCCUAA